Trypanosoma theileri is the source of this 924-nucleotide messenger RNA. RefSeq lists its product as uncharacterized. The transcript has a single exon. The record is from RefSeq and is a predicted model, not a curated record. The coding region runs from base 1 to 924 and encodes 307 amino acids. NCBI's taxonomy places the organism in Eukaryota, Euglenozoa, Kinetoplastea, Trypanosomatida, Trypanosomatidae.
AUGAUGAUGAUGAUGAGCCGUGUGAUGUGUGUGUUGGCCGUCGUGCUGUGCUGUGCCUGCGGGUAUACCAUGAAGGCUGCUGCUGUUGUUUCUUCUCCUCGGCCUGAUGCUGUUCGUGCUGUUACUACUGAGGAACAGCCAAAGAAGUUUAAUACUAGUGGUAUGUUUGGAUGGGAAGAUUUUCUUAUAAACGCAAGCAUUAAGCAUAUGUGUAAGCACCCUAAUACUACUGUUGAUAACGUAAAGUGUUCGGCGAGGGGACUUCCUGAGACGGCAAGUAAUGUGGCGGAUCAUGAUAGUGGAUUAACCUCACAGAAUCACGAACAACAGCAAGGAGACACAAACAUGGAACAACAAGGAGGUCGUCAAGAACAAGCAGCAGGACCAUCGAUACCAAAUCAACCUGAUGUUGUGGCGCCAUCCGAAGAUCGUGUGUUGGAAGAAAAACCACAAAAUGGAAUGGAAGACGGCAAAGCAGUAAAGCCUUCCAGUGCCUCUGAAGAUGAAGAACACAAACAGGAAACAGAAGCAACAGACGGUGCCACUACAACACAAAGCCAAAAUAACGGGAGUGAUCCUGCUACACACGGUUCUGCAGAAUCACUGAGCAACACAUCUGAAAAUAGUACACCUGCCGACUCUAAUCUUAACCAGCAAUCUCCAGAAGCUGCAGGUGCAACUGCCGCAUCAAACUCACAAGAAACCAAUUCCACUACUCCGACGAACCCCGACAACACUACCACAGAAGCACCAACCACCACAACAUCUCCUGUUCCUGUACCCAACGCAGAGAUCAGCAGCACCAUCGUUUCCACUGUACAGAAUAACAAGGUUAAUGCUGACAGCAGUCUCAGUCCUGUGUGGAUGCACACUGCAGCACCGCUGCUGAUUGUGGCUGUGUUGUUCUUCUUUACCGUGUACUAA